This is a messenger RNA of Lichtheimia ornata, 1200 nucleotides long. RefSeq lists its product as uncharacterized. Gene Ontology annotation, cellular component: membrane; intracellular membrane-bounded organelle; cytosol. The coding region runs from base 1 to 1200 and encodes 399 amino acids. The transcript has 8 exons. Gene Ontology annotation, molecular function: sterol binding. The record is from RefSeq and is a predicted model, not a curated record. Lineage: Eukaryota; Fungi; Mucoromycota; Mucoromycetes; Mucorales; Lichtheimiaceae.
AUGACCAGAAAAAACGCAGCUGUUGAAGGCGAUCCCGAUUGCACUGAAGUUCUUGAAGACGACUCACGUAGCAUCAUCUUGGACAUUAUUGCCCAGCUUCGUAAAGGAAAAGACCUACAUCGAGUGGCGCUUCCUACUUUUGUACUCGAACCUCGUAGUAUGCUAGAGCGCAUCACUGAUUUCAUGAGUCAUCCCGAUUUGAUUCAAGCUGCCAAUGCAUAUACGGAUCCUUUAGAUCGAUUUAUUGGGGUGGUGCAAUACUUUCUUUCCGGAUGGCACAUCAAACCCAAGGGUGUCAAGAAACCCUAUAAUCCUGUUCUUGGCGAGUUUUUUCGAUGUCAGUGGAACUAUGACAAUGGUACCAAAGCGAUCUAUAUUGCGGAGCAAGUAUCACAUCACCCACCCAUGAGCGCCUAUUACUAUGCAAGCCCCGACAAUGGUCUUGUGAUCCAGGGUAACCUAAGGCCCAAACCAAAGUUCCUGGGUAACAGUGCUGCAACCAUUAUGGAUGGCACGUCCCACAUUACCCUUACACGAUGGAACAAUGAAACCUACCAUGUCACCAUGCCUAAUGUCUAUGCAAGAGGUAUUUUAUUUGGGAAAAUGGUGAUGGAAUUGGGGGAUUCAUGCACGGUGCGUUGCCCGACCAAUGGAUACAUUUGUGAACUCGACUUUAAAACAAAGGGAUUCUUUACGGGAAGCUAUAAUGCAGUGAUUGGCAAGAUCAAGCACGAACCUACCGGCAAGGUAUUGCGUGAGAUCUCGGGGACCUGGUCAAACGAAAUGUUUAUCUCGAAGCCUAAGACAUCACAAAAGACGAGCCUUUUUGAUGUCAAGUCAUCAAAGAUUCUCCCGCCUCUUAUUCAACCUGAAUCCCAGCAAGAAUUGAAUGAGUCGAGAAGAUUAUGGUCCAAAGUAACGCUUGGUAUCAAGCAAAAUGAUAUGGAUCUAGCAACCGAUGCAAAGCUAGCAGUAGAAGAACGACAGCGUGCCGAUACCCGUCAACGUGAAGAUAGAGGAUUAGUAUUUGAACCACGCUUUUUUGCCUUGGAUGAAAAGGACGGGGAAUACAAGAUUAAGCUUCAAGGUGAUACUUUGGAACAUCUUGAGACAUUUGUAUUUCCGCUGAGCCAUGACACGUCCAAGUCACCCGACGAAGUCCUUCCAGAUAUUCCAUCUAGCACCAUCGUAUCAGCUUGA